Molecule: messenger RNA, 750 nt
Organism: Meloidogyne enterolobii
Lineage: Eukaryota; Metazoa; Nematoda; Chromadorea; Rhabditida; Meloidogynidae
Source: the annotation of a GenBank genome assembly
AUGAAGGCAUUGGCAUUUGGACCUAAUUUUGAAGAUAAUUUAAUGCAAGUUGAACAAACUGUUGCUUAUGAAGGAGAUGGGAAUGUUAGUCAUGUUGAACAUGUUUAUGCAUCUCAACCUCAUUAUGAAACGGAUCAGCCUUCGCAUUCUGCAGUUGUUGUAACAAAUAUAUCAUUACCAAUGAGUUUACAACCAAUGAGUCAUAGGCCUUAUUGUCCAAUAGAGUUUUGGAAUAUUCAUGAUAGAACUUUGUCUGCAUUGGCUACAACAAAUUAUGCUACAGAGUCUACAUAUUUUCAGUUUAAGACCCAGCCUUUGUUGCCAGAUUAUUUGUUAGCGUUUUGGGACGAUUUUGAAAAGCAACAUGAUGCUGCUCGUUCUGCUUUAACAAACAAACAAAAAAGACAUAAGAAAAAUGCUGUUCGUGAAGAGCUUGUUGCCUUAACUCUUCGUGAAGCUUCUUAUGAAGCUGAUCAAGAUAUUCUAAAUACCUUAGAUAUUCUUUCUCAUCAUAUUCAAGGAUAUGUUAAUUUUCUUCAUUUUGAUACUAGAAUUGUUUAUGAUAAUUUUGAUAACUUUUUAAAUGUUCCCUGCACUAUUCCUAAAUGUGAUUAUGAUAAUUUUUGUUCUCCUUCAACUUCAAUGCAGAGUACUUCUUUUCGUUAACUUAUUUUUAUUUAAUGUUUUAUUGAAUAAAUAUUAUUUUAGAAGAUUUUUUUGUUUAAUUCAUUAUUGGAUGAUGAAUCUGGA